Lingula anatina is the source of this 729-nucleotide messenger RNA. Its product is annotated as peptide chain release factor 1-like. The record is from RefSeq and is a predicted model, not a curated record. Lineage: Eukaryota; Metazoa; Brachiopoda; Lingulata; Lingulida; Lingulidae.
AUGGAUAAAAUUGGUGCUGAUCCAGAAAAAGCAGUAAAAACAAUAAUUGAUAGAUUAGGUGGUAAUCCAUGUCCUAUUCAAGUUGCAAUUGGUGCUGAAUCAGAUUUUAAAGGAAUUGUUGAUUUAAUGACAAUGAAAGCAUAUUUUUAUGAUGGUGGUCCACAUGAAAUUGCAGAUAUUAAAGAAAUUCCUGAAGAAUUAAAAGAAAAAUAUAAACAAAUUUUUAAUAAACUUCAAUUUGAAGCAGGUGUUCAUAGAGUUCAAAGGGUACCAAAAACUGAAACACAAGGAAGAGUACACACUUCAACAGUUACAGUUGCUAUUUUAAAAGAAAGAAAUGAAACAGAAGUUAAAAUAAAUCCUGAUGAAAUAAGAAUUGAUACAUUUAGAAGUAGUGGAGCUGGUGGUCAACAUGUUAAUACAACAAAUUCUGCAAUACGUAUAACUCAUUUAAAAACUGGAAUUGUUGUUUCUUGUCAAGAUGGGCGUUCGCAACAUGAUAAUAAAGAUAAAGCUUUAAAAGUAUUAAGAAGUCGUUUAUAUAAUUAUUAUGAAUCAAAAGCAAGUAAAGAAUUUAGUGAAAAAAGAAGUAAACAAGUAGGAACAGGAAUGAGAUCUGAAAAAAUUAGAACUUAUAAUUUUCCACAAAAUAGAGUUACUGAUCAUAGAAUUAAUUAUUCAUAUAAAAAUAUUGAAAAAGUUAUGCAAGGUGAUUUUGAACCAUUUUGA